AAUGUCACCUCCACUAUGACCAUGGCAUUGACUAUUGGCUCCAGAACAGUUACUGAAGCUACUGCUACUGUUUUUACGGUUUCCCUGACUGGGAAGAUGUUGCUCACUCUUACCAAGUUCGGCCUCAAGGAGACAGGCAACCCUUCCAGGACAACACCUGGUCCAGGCCAGCUCCCUCGACUUGCACUUGAUUUCACUAACUUAGGGUCUCUGGGAGGCAACUGGAGGAGACUUCUCUUGAGGCUGCAACUGCUGGCUACUCCAUUGCCCUCACCGCUUCCUGAUGACUGCUGGUCUGUUAUGGUCAGGAGAUGGCGCAUUGCAACUCCUGGAGUACCAGAUCCUGUACUGGGAACCUUCUGCCUCGAGCAAAAGUUAAAACUUCCAUGA
Messenger RNA from Gryllus bimaculatus (two-spotted cricket), 390 nucleotides. NCBI's taxonomy places the organism in Eukaryota, Metazoa, Arthropoda, Insecta, Orthoptera, Gryllidae. The record is from the annotation of a GenBank genome assembly.